Molecule: messenger RNA, 3894 nt
Organism: Exophiala mesophila
Lineage: Eukaryota; Fungi; Ascomycota; Eurotiomycetes; Chaetothyriales; Herpotrichiellaceae
Exons: 3
Coding region: 139-3804 (1221 amino acids)
Biological process (GO): mismatch repair
Cellular component (GO): MutSalpha complex; nucleus
Molecular function (GO): ATP-dependent DNA damage sensor activity; mismatched DNA binding; ATP binding
Source: RefSeq, a predicted model, not a curated record
CUCAACUCAACUCAACUCCCUUUUUCUCUAGCAUUUCCUGUCACGCUCUCAUUCGUCCUCUACGUGGCAUUCAUACCCUCAAAGCAGCAGUCUGCGUGCAAAUGUAGCAUAGUUGUGCUCUAGAGAAGGUGUUUCAAUAUGGCCAAAAAGACAGCGGCCACUCCAGUCUCGACGCCUGCUCUCAAAAAGAGCACCUCAUCGGGCGGCCAAAAGACUCUAUUUGGUUUCUUCCAACGGACCCCGUCUGCUUCCUCCCCAGUCCUGCCACCGGCUGCACCGACUCCUGAACUCUCUGCCGUCAAAGACUCGAAGCAAGCACUAUUGCGGUCAAGCUCUUCUCUCACGCCUGCACCUAGUAGUGAUGCAGUUGACCCAGACGAGCACGACAAAGAUGCCAGACCAUCAUCUCCUUCGCCUCCCAAAGGUCUGCCCUCGCCAGUCUCUGCUGAUGGACGGCAGGCUAAUGGUGGGGAAGAAUUGACCGCGCGGGGGACUCCUUCUCGACGGGCAAGGAACAAAGCCGUCCGCUAUAUCGAGUCCGAUAGUGAAGGAACCGACAAUGACGACGUGUUCAACCCAACCCCGGCCAGUCGUGCCCGCCCCAGCAAAAGGAGGAAAGUGUCCGAGAGUGACAACGAGGAUGCUUACCAGCAGCAUGAUAUCGAGGAGCUAGAUGAAGAAGACAUGGACGACUUCAUUGUGCCAGAUGAUUCUGAAGAUGAUGCUCGACCCGCCAAACGGAAGCGACCUUCAAAACCUGCUGCACGCACCACCACCUCAUCUCAUUUCACUCCCCCGGCCGCCAACGAAACCAUCGUUGACAUGGAGAUGGACCUGGAUUCCCGGGGGACGUCUUCUGCGUUACAGUGGACCUACGACCCUGAAAACCCGAUGCCUCUUCAACCCAGGUCUUCCAACAUACCUUCGAAGAAACCUGGGGUCGGGAACAAAAAGCAAAAAGCCCACAUGACCGAACCAGAGAAACGACAUGCUUGGCUCGAAGAUGUUCGAGACAUGGACCGAAAUCCCCCAGGGCACCCGGAUUAUGAUCCUCGAACGUUGUAUGUCCCUCCAAUGGCAUUUGCAAACUUCUCCCCCUUCGAGAAGCAGUAUUGGGAGAUCAAACAGAAGUUCUGGGACACAAUUGUCUUCUUCAAGAAGGGAAAAUUCUAUGAACUCUAUGAAAAGGACGCCACCAUUGGCCACCAGCUGUUCGAUCUCAAACUCACUGACCGAGUCAACAUGCGCAUGGUCGGUGUGCCGGAAUCAAGUCUUGAGAUGUGGGCGAACCAGUUUGUUGCAAAGGGUUACAAGAUCGCUCGUGUCGACCAAAAGGAGACUGCACUGGGCAAAGACAUGCGAGAGCGAGAUGAGGAGUCCGCUGGUGCUGGCAAAAAGAAGGUCAAGGAAGACAAGGUCAUCAAGCGGGAACUUGCCUGUGUCCUAACGGCAGGCACUCUGGUCGACGGAACCAUGUUGCAAGAUGACAUGUCAACUUAUUGUGUCGCCAUCAAAGAAUCCGAGGUCGACGACCUCCCAGUCUUUGGAAUAGCAUUUGUCGAUGCUGCCACCGGCCAAUUCAACGUCUCGCAGUUUGUCGAUGACGCCGACAUGACAAAGUUCGAGACCUUUAUCGCGCAGACACGCCCUCAAGAAAUCAUCCUAGAGAAAGGCGGUGUCUCGGCAAAAACCCUCCGUAUCUUGAAGAACAACACCGGCCUCACCACAAUCUGGAACUACCUGAAGCCUGGUAAAGAAUUCUGGGAAGGCCACAUUACGUUGAAGGAGAUCCAAGCCAGCGAGUAUUUCCCCGGAGAUUGGCCAGAAGUUCUUACACAGGCCAAGGACAAGGAUCAUCUUAUGUCGGCCCUAGGAGCUCUCAUUCAAUAUCUGAGGACCUUGAAGAUCGAACGAGAAUUGGUCAGCUUGGGUAAUUUCAUCUGGUACGAUCCCAUUCGCAAAGCUUCGAGCUUGGUGCUGGAUGGACAGACUUUGAUCAACCUGGAAAUAUUUGCCAAUUCCUACGAUGGCAGCAGUGAAGGCACUUUGUUCCAGCUUCUCAACCGAUGCAUCACACCAUUUGGCAAGCGUAUGUUCAAGCAGUGGGUUUGCCAUCCCCUCAUGGACACCAAAAAGAUCAACGCACGGCUUGAUGCGGUAGAGUCGCUGAAUGCCGACAGCAAAGUACGCGAUCGCUUUACUUCACAAAUGGCAAAGAUGCCAGAUCUUGAGCGCCUCAUCUCGCGAGUUCAUGCCGGAACUUGUCGUGUCCAAGAAUUUGUCAAAGUCUUGGAUGGAUUUGAACAAAUUGAUCACACAAUCUCCUUGCUCAAAUCCGGUUCUGGAAACCCGUCCGACUCUGAAGGUGUCAUAGGUCAGCUGAUCUCGGCUAUGCCUGACUUGCAAUCACGCUUGGAGUAUUGGAUGAGCGCUUUUGACCGUGAAAAGGCAAAGGACGAGGGCCUUUUGGUGCCAGAGCGUGGCAUUGAGCAGGAUUUUGACAAUUCUCAAGAUACAAUCACCAAUAUCAAGGGACAAUUUGCGGAUCUGCUCCAAGUCUGGAGGAAGAAGCUCGGAUCCAGUGCCAUCUGUUAUCGUGACAAUGGCAAAGAAAUCAUGCAGCUGGAAGUUCCGGUGAAGGUCAAAAACAUCCCGAAGAACUGGGACCAGAUGUCUGCCACACAGGCAGUCAAGCGAUACUACUUUCCGGAAUUGAAACAGCUCGUCCGGCAGCUCCAAGAGGCACAGGAACGUCAUACGCAGGUCAGCAAGGAAGUAGCAGGCCGCUUCUUCGCCCGUUUCGACGAAAACUAUGAGAUCUGGCUCGCGGCCGUCAAGAUCAUCGCUCAGCUUGAUUGUCUGAUCUCUCUUGCUAAAGCCAGUGCUGGCCUUGGCUUUCCCAGCUGCCGACCCGAAUUUGUCGACGACGACCGCUCCACUCUCGAAUUGGUUGAAUUGCGCCAUCCAUGCCUUUUGACCAACGUUGACGACUUUAUACCAAACGAUAUUGUUCUCGGUGGCAAGAACUCCAACAUUACCCUUCUCACAGGAGCUAAUGCUGCUGGUAAAUCUACUGUCCUCCGUAUGACAUGUAUCGCAGUCAUCAUGGCUCAAAUUGGGUGCCAUCUCCCAUGCCAGUCUGCUCGCUUGACACCUUUUGAUCGGAUAAUGUCCCGUCUCGGUGCACAAGAUCACAUAUUUGCUGCUCAAUCCACGUUCUUUGUCGAGCUGGCCGAGACCAAGAAGAUCCUCUCCGAAGCUACACCUCGAUCCCUAGUUAUUCUCGAUGAGCUUGGCCGAGGAACGUCAUCACACGAUGGCGUAGCUGUUGCACAAGCGGUGCUGCAUCACCUCGCCUCUCACAUUGGCUGUCUUGGGUACUUUGCAACCCAUUACCACUCUCUUUCGGCGGAGUUCCGACACCAUCCCGAGAUCAGCCCCAAGAGGAUGAAGAUCCUCGUUGACGACGAAGCCAGGCGAGUCACCUUCUUGUACAAGCUCGAAGAAGGAACAGCAGAAGGAAGUUUUGGAAUGCACUGUGCAAGUAUGUGCGGCAUCAGUGAUGCAGUCGUUGAGUUGGCAGAAGAGGCGGCUCGAGAAUGGGAGCACACAAGCGUGAUCUCGAGAAAAUUGAAAGGACAGGCGGUGACAAGCAGUCAAGUUGGACAGGAGCAACAAGAGAAGGAGAUCCCACUGGGACUUUUGAGCGACCUUGCAUGGAUCCUGAAGGACAGCAAGGAGAAGGAGAGCGAGGUAAGUGAGAUGGGUCUCGAAGCCCUUGUACGAUCUAUCGAGGCAUUGUAGAUAUCCGAGAUAUAUUUAUGUAGAGAUAAUUUGCGUACCAGGAUUGUGGGGAGAGGGGAGUUGCAAUGCUUUGACAAUAAUACAGUCUCG